CCGCGCCACGGAGAGCCGCCGCAGCCGUGCCCGCGGCUGCCAUGCGUGUGCGCCGCGGCGGGGCUGCCCGCGCUGCCGCUGGGCGCCGGCGGUCCCGCAGCGAAGGGCUCCCCGCGGCGGCGCUCCGCUCCGCGGCCGCGGACGGGCGGGCCGGGCAGGUGCGCGCUGCGGCUCCCCGCUGCCCCCCUCCCAGGCGGCGGCGAACCGGAUGCCUUUGGCGGGCAGAAGAUGUGUCAUGGGAAGCAGGCGAGCGGCGGCGGUGCCCUCCCGGCGGCGCGGCGGCGGGCGCUGGCCGCGGCGCUCUGGCUGCAGCUGGCGCUGAGCCUCGGCCAGGGGCCGGCGGCGGGCGGGUUUGAUGACCUACAUACUUGUGCUGAUCCUGGAGCUCCUGAACAUGGAUACAAGACACCCAGCGCAGGUGUUUUCUUUGAAAGCGUGGUAGUCCGGUUCCAUUGCCAAGAAGGAUACAGGCUUAAUGGUACUUCAAAAAAACUUUGUGUGAGACACUUUAAUGGCUCCCUGAGCUGGAAACCCAGUGAUAAACCUGUGUGCCUACAAGAAGUCACAGAUUGCCUUGUUCCACAUGUUGAAGAUGCAGAGAUUCAUAACAAGACAUACAGGACUGGCGAUAAGUUAAUAAUCAGCUGUCAUGAAGGAUUCCAGAUCCGUUACCCUGACUUAGACAACAUGGUUUCAAUAUGUCAAGACGAUGGAACAUGGGAUAAUCUGCCCAUUUGUCAAGGUUGCCUGAGGCCAUUGGUUCUUCCUCAUAGUUACAUUAACAUAUCUGAGUUCGAGUCCUCCUUCCCCGUAGGAACAGUGGUGUAUUAUCAGUGCUUUCCUGGAUAUAAACUAGAAGGGCCAGAGUUCCUUGAGUGCAUGUAUAACCUUAUCUGGUCAGAUAGCCCACCUAGGUGCCUUGAUGUGGAAGUUUGUCCACUACCUCCAAUGGUGAGUCAUGGAGACUACAUCUGCCACCCGCGGCCUUGCGAGCGCUACAACCACGGGACGGUGGUGGAGUUCUACUGUGAUCCUGGUUACACCCUCACCAACGACUACAAGUACAUCACCUGCCAGUAUGGAGAGUGGUUCCCCUCCUACCAAGUAUACUGUGUCAAAACAGAACAAACCUGGCCAAAUACACAGGAGACUCUCCUGACUACAUGGAAAAUAGUGGCAUUUACUGCUACCAGCGUUUUAUUAGUAUUGCUACUGGUUAUUUUAGCCAGGAUGUUCCAGACCAAAUUUAAGACACAUUUCCUUCCAAGAGGCAACCAGGAGGGCUCCAUGGGUGACCCUGACUUCGUGGUGGUGGAUGGUGUUCCUGUCAUGCUGCCUUCCUACGAUGAAGCUGUAAGCAGCGGCUUGAAUGCUCUGGCACCUGGAUACUCCGCUACCACAGACCAGGGGCAUAUUUUGCCAACAGAAGAUCAGAAUCCUCCUGCUUACCCUGGUCCCCAGAUUACAGACACGAUGCCUAGCGAAUGUGAGACCUGUGACAGUAGGUCAGGCUCCUCUGAACUGCUCCAAAGUUUGUACCCCUCCCCAGCGUGCCAAGCAGCAGUGCUUCCCGGUCCAGAUCGAACUGAUGUAUCCCGUAGUGCUGGCGGGGAGGCUGCAUCCACAAGUCCGCGGAUCGAUAUUGCAGAUGAGAUUCCUUUGAUGGAAGAAGACCCUUAGCCUGCACAGAGACAUAUCUUCGUUGCUUUGCAUUAUUGAGUGACAUGAAACAUGCGGAUUUAGAGAUAGAAAAGACUAUCUGUGGAUUUGGGGAGGGUAUUUUCCUACUUAUCAGUCUUUCACACGCUGAUGUCACCAGAUUGGGUGUACAUCUUAAUCCACAGCGGGGAUAAUAGCCUCAGCAUUUGGAACAGCAGCAGUUUUAUGAAUGAAUCCUGGGGAUUUGAUGAGAGCAGAUGUAGAAAAAGAACUGUGGCUUUUUAGAAACGUAUAUCUGCAUCGCAGAAUGUCAUGUGGUUCUGUAAGAAAUACUAUUGGAUUUUGAUACUAACUGCCUCACAAAAGCAUGUCAAAGUGUGUAUAUUUGCUUAUAAAGACUGCUUUAAAUGAUCUAUGGACCUCUAGUUAAUGAAGAAUCCUUACAAGUUUUAAAAAAAUACUACUACUGAAACAGAAAAAUAGAAGAGGAAAGAUCCUCUUUGGCUUUCCUAUGUUAACCAGGAAGCUUUUGAUUUAGUUGUUGGUGAUUUUGUUUCAGACCAUGUCUGCAGAAAAUAUAACAGAAAUGAUGGGAUUCAUAUAUACUUUGAUGUAUGAUAGCAAAUAUAUAUAAAUAUAUAUAUUUAAAAACUCUUACAGAGAAAGAAAAUGAAAGACUCUCAGGUCACAUAAUGAUCUGGAGAUUUUUUUAAAGGUCAAGAAGAAUUUAUAGCAUAUACAAUAUUCAAGGUAAAGUAUUGAUAUUUGUAUUUAUGCAAGACUUCUGUGACUACAUUGCAUUUGAUAAAUCCUGCUACAAUAUGAGAGAUCUAGAAAAUGUUAAAAUUAUUAAAAAUGUGCUUAAGAAAUGUUGAACUGCCAAGCUUCAACCUUUCUUAAGCUCUUACAAAUACAUAUACUAGAGUAAUCUACAGUCAUAGCCCAGAGCACUGCCUUGUCCCUGUAUGUUGUGGUAGUAUUCUGAGCCAUUAUUGUAGAAUACUUCUUAAAAAGAUAAUAAAGUUCAGUUUCAGUUCCUUUGAUUUAUUCAA
This is a messenger RNA of Columba livia (rock pigeon), 2711 nucleotides long. It is a transcript of the gene SUSD4, whose product is annotated as sushi domain containing 4. The transcript has 9 exons. Gene Ontology annotation, biological process: negative regulation of complement activation, classical pathway; negative regulation of complement activation, alternative pathway. Bases 229 to 1680 code for a protein of 483 amino acids. Lineage: Eukaryota; Metazoa; Chordata; Aves; Columbiformes; Columbidae. The record is from RefSeq and is a predicted model, not a curated record.